UUUUGAAGAAAGGAAUAUCAGGCCUCAAAACAACCACAAGAUCGAGCUUGUAGUUGACAGAUAAUAGAAUAGUAGGAUAAUAGGUUAAUUUUCCAGGAUAUAUCACAUCAGUACAAUAACAAGAUAAUGUUUGCUCGCACUGUUUUCAAUACCAGACAAGCCUUUUUCAGAGGUAUUCGUCACAACUCCACAUCUGCAAAAGCUUCAGCUUUACUUACAAAAUUCAAUGGUCUUAAGGAUUGUUCUAUUUACUGGGGCAAGGUAACCAUCGAGUUAGCCAAACAAAUUUACAUCAAGGAAAACUUGGCUCCUCCAACUACCGAAACUUUCAAAAAGGUUUACAUUGACUUGUACAAACAGUUAUUGAAAGCAAUUGAGAAUCCAAGUCAAAUACUUUCUUCCUUGAAGAGCAUCGAAUUGUCCAAACAAAAUGUCCAAACAUACGGCUCAUACUUCGUCCAACUUCUUGGUUUGUUUUCGUUAGGCGAGGUUAUCGGUCGUAGAAAAUUGGUUGGUUACAAGCACUAUCCCUCGCACUAGGUUGGCCAGUUUUUUCAUAUAACCUAUAUGUAUAUAUAUAUCUAAUUAUACUAUCAUUACCAUUCUGUUACUGCUCAUUGCGCACCACUUAUUGAACAUUGCAGUUCGAACCUCUCGUGCGACCUCCAAUGAAUAUUCUGUAUCAA
Messenger RNA from Ascoidea rubescens DSM 1968, 686 nucleotides. RefSeq names its product F1F0 ATP synthase subunit g (gene ATP20). Gene Ontology annotation, molecular function: proton transmembrane transporter activity. Bases 127 to 540 code for a protein of 137 amino acids. NCBI's taxonomy places the organism in Eukaryota, Fungi, Ascomycota, Saccharomycetes, Ascoideales, Ascoideaceae. The transcript is spliced from 2 exons. Gene Ontology annotation, biological process: proton motive force-driven ATP synthesis. The record is from RefSeq and is a predicted model, not a curated record.